Messenger RNA from Raphanus sativus (radish), 1805 nucleotides. Its product is annotated as FBD-associated F-box protein At5g22730-like. Bases 104 to 1564 code for a protein of 486 amino acids. The record is from RefSeq and is a predicted model, not a curated record. Gene Ontology annotation, molecular function: protein binding. The transcript has 3 exons. Lineage: Eukaryota; Viridiplantae; Streptophyta; Magnoliopsida; Brassicales; Brassicaceae.
CUUCGAAAAUCCUGAGAAUUUGACUACUACAUCAUUCUUCGUCUCUUCCAAAAAAUACAAAAACCCUAAAAACGAAUCAGUUCAUUUCGCAAAUCGGAUCUUUAUGGAGGAAAGCUCUUCGAAAAAGAAACGAACGCUUGAAGAUUACGAAAGAUUCUACAAAAUAAUCAUACAAAAUUACUUAAGAAAACCUAGAGAAGAAGAUAAGAUAAGCAAGCUACCAGAUUCUCUGAUCUCUCAGAUACUCUCCCAUCUCCCGACCACAAAGGAAGCUGUUCGAACUAGCGUUCUGUCCAAACGGUGGAGAAGUCUCUACCUUUUGAUCCCCGCGUUGACUGUGAACGCUAACGAGUUCCCAAAUCACAACGCCUUCGUUGGUUUUAUCGAUAGGUUUCUAGGUUUCUCCAGAGAACAGAACUCGAUCCUACACAGGUGCAAGUUAACUAUCCAUAAGAAUGUGAUCAAUGACUCUCCUCCCUGUGUCACACGGUUGAUCGAUUCUGUAGCGUCGUCUAAACUUAAUCAUCUCGACGUCGAGUGUCUCGUGAACCGCAAGUUUCUAGAAGCGGUUCCGCAGAGUCUUUACGUGUGCGACACGCUCGUGUAUCUAAGACUCCAUCGUGUCUCGUUUGGCGAGUUUGAAUCUUUCUCUUUACCUUGUCUAAAGACAAUGGUGUUAGAACAUAAUGUAUACGCUAAUGACACGAGCCUUGAGUUGUUUAUCUCGCAUUGCUCUGUUCUUGAGGAUCUGAGCAUUGUUAGAAUGGAACCGGAUAACAUAAAGGUUUUACGAGUGUGCUCCAAGACGUUGACUAGUCUUCAUAUAGACUAUUUCUUUGGUGAAGAUGAUGACUUUGAUGACGAGGGUUUCGAGAGAGAUGGCUCAGGGGUUUUCAUCAAUGCUCCUAAACUCGAGUUCUUGAAAUUCGAAGAUGAUCUCUCUGAUAGUAAAAUCAUUACCAAUUCAGGGUCCUUAGCCAAGGUCGACAUUGUUUUCGUCUUCAGUGAGAACGAUACUGCUGAUUUAAUAGACUUACCAAAGCGAGAUAUGAUCCGUAACUUCUUUACUAGCAUCUCACGUGUUACUGAUUUGAAGCUCUCUUCGCAUAUUGUGGAGUUUCUUUAUUACAACAAUCAAUUCGACCCACUGGUACUGCCUCGGUUUUGUAACCUUUCUCGUUUAAAACUGAAGAUUUCUAAGUCGUGUCUGAAAAUGUUACCAACUCUUCUUAAGAGAUGUCCUAAUCUAAAGACACUCAUCUUGGUGCUGGAUUUUGAUACUAGUGAUGAGAAAGCACUGGUGAUAAGAGCUUCAUCAGUACCUCGGUGUUUGCUGUCAUCACUAGAGCAUGUAGAGAUAAAAUGUUUAAACGGAGGGCCUGCUAGAAUGGAAGUAGCAAGGUACAUUGUAGAGAACUCACUGGUUCUUAAAAAGCUUGUUCUGGAUAUUAGAUGCACCACCAUGGAAAAAGGGUUUUACUUCACAGAAGAAGGGUUUAACAUGUUGAGGUAUCUCCUUGCAUUGCCCAGGCCAAAUAGCACGUGUCAAAUCCUACUUAAAUGAUUAGAAACUCAAGAGUAGCAUUUUCAAGCUGGUUUGUUAGACUGAAAUUGGAUUCUAGAUUUUGUUUUUUUCUUUUGUUGUUGAAGUUUCUAUUAUGAUGUCUUCGUGAGCGUUUUGGUGCACUAGUUAUGGAUGAUGCUUGAGAGUUCUAUAACUACACAGCUUUUGUUUGUCUUCUCUUAAGCCAUCUCUGCACCAUUAGCAAGUUUAGCAUUUUUGAUUUUCCAAAUAUAAUAGAUCA